GCUGAACGAUCGAUUGCCUUAGUCCGAUUAGAGAAAAAAAAAAGAAAAAUGGCGGCAGAUUUAUAGUAUGGUCUCUAUGGCCAAAGCACAGGAUCAAACAUCCAACGCAACCAUGGCUUGGGGCAACAACAUGGACGCGAGCUGUCAAAAUUUCGACGUUUUACUUUUUUACACAAAGAUGGCUGCCGCGCUGGCGCGAACAACCAUAGAGUUUUUCUAUACUUAUAGGUUUAAUAUCAUGAUGACUGUGAUAUUAGUUUUAGUAGUUUACGUUAUUUAUAAAUCUUAUUGGAGUCCGGUGCUGUAUAUCAAAGAGCUAUCAGACAUUGGCUAUGAGCACGUACCAAAGGGGGCAAACCGUGAGAUCCGGAUCGCCCGGGCAAUGAAGAGCCGUCAGUUGGGGGUGAAACUGCCCCCUCCAUAUCCAAACGGGUGGUUUGCUGUUGCGGAGAGCAGGGACCUGAGGAAUGGGGAUGUCACUAGUGUGGACGCUUUAGGUCAGAACCUCUGCGUGUACCGCGGUGAAGAUGGCAUAGCGCGCUGCGUGGACGCAUAUUGCCCCCAUCUCGGGGCAAACUUGGGGAUCGGGGGCAAAGUUGGGGGCAGCUGUAUAGAGUGCCCCUUUCAUAAGUGGAGGUUCAACGCUGAUGGGGCGUGUGUUAACGUUCCUGGACAGGAUAAUCCGCCAAAAGGCGUGUCCAUACGCACCUGGCCCACAGUGGAGGCCGACGGUGCUAUAUGGAUCUGGCACGACGCGGAGCGUAGGCCUCCGUUGUGGGCCAUCAGCGACGCUGAGGAGCUGGCCUCGUGGGGUUACAGAGGCCGAAACGAGUUCGUUGUUGGAUCGCAUUGCAUGGAUAUCCCAGAAAAUGGUGCUGACGUGGCCCAUCUCAAUGCGGUGCACUCUCCGUCCCUGCUGUCAAAUAUGGGAGAAAAAUACCCCGUCCUGCUUAACUUUAUAGGGCAACACUCAUGGUCCGCGGAAUGGUCGCGCGGCGAAGGUCACAUGGCCACAAUGAAACUAGAACACCACUACAAGAUAGGGGACCUCAGUUUAUUCCACAUGGACGUGGUGGCUACACAGAUGGGUCCCGGCCAUGUUCGUCUACACGUAGAUACCGGGUUCGGACCCCUGCUUAUCUCCCAAUCAGUGACCCCUAUAGGACCAUUACUACAACGAGUCGUCCAUAGAAUGUUCUCACCCGCUUAUAACGCUCCUAUAGUCACUGGAUUCAUAUGGGGAGAGAGUUAUAUGUUUGAACGUGACGUGAUGAUUUGGAACAACAAACGCUACAUGAGUUCUCCGGCCUACGUGCGGACAGACAAGACGAUUCGCGCCUUCCGAGCGUGGUACUCUCAGUUCUAUAGCGAAAAUAGCAUUAGUUUUAAAGACGCUACACAAAAUCCUUUGGAUUGGUGACAGCGCCAUCUUGUGAUGAGUAGAAGUAGUUCUCAAAAUACAAACUGCUUUUACUCUCCGCCAAUGAGAACCAAAUUUAGGGCGUGAUACUUGCAGUUCUAUAG
This is a messenger RNA of Leguminivora glycinivorella, 1524 nucleotides long. RefSeq names its product cholesterol 7-desaturase nvd (gene nvd). Lineage: Eukaryota; Metazoa; Arthropoda; Insecta; Lepidoptera; Tortricidae. Gene Ontology annotation, biological process: cholesterol metabolic process; chlorophyll biosynthetic process. Gene Ontology annotation, molecular function: chlorophyllide a oxygenase activity; 2 iron, 2 sulfur cluster binding. The transcript has 9 exons. The record is from RefSeq and is a predicted model, not a curated record. The coding region runs from base 68 to 1420 and encodes 450 amino acids. Gene Ontology annotation, cellular component: chloroplast.